Messenger RNA from Solenopsis invicta (red fire ant), 2773 nucleotides. It is a transcript of the gene Su(var)2-10, whose product is annotated as E3 SUMO-protein ligase PIAS3. Gene Ontology annotation, molecular function: zinc ion binding; SUMO ligase activity; transcription coregulator activity. The record is from RefSeq and is a predicted model, not a curated record. Gene Ontology annotation, biological process: protein sumoylation; regulation of transcription by RNA polymerase II. The coding region runs from base 265 to 2175 and encodes 636 amino acids. The transcript is spliced from 9 exons. NCBI's taxonomy places the organism in Eukaryota, Metazoa, Arthropoda, Insecta, Hymenoptera, Formicidae.
AAAGAGAGCAGGUGCACUGGAGAAACACGACGCGCACAGUUUUUCCGUUGCGGGAAUCCGCGUCACGUCGCCUGACAUCGCGCAUCGAUUUCCGGGACUAUUCGUGGGGGAACGCCGAUUGAUCUUCAGCAGCCAAUUCCCUGGGCUCGUGUCGCUGAAUGGAUCAUUUCGUCCUGUGCUGUCCAAUCCGUUCGACUUAAUUCGAACAGAGUUGACCAAGUCCCUUCAUUUUGUGUUGCGGCCCCCGUAUUAUGCACGCCCCCGAUGCGUGGCCGGCCAAUAUUUAUUUCCUCAACGCGCGCUCUUCGUGUCUCCUAUGGCUGGUGCCUAUUAACGAUUACUCGGAAUCAGGCUACUGCGGAUACGCCUCGUGCUGAAUUACAGGGGUUGGUGAAUUGCAGCGACGAUCACGAUCCUGUGAAUGCAAAAGAUUCGUGGCUCCGGUUCUUCACCACGCGUUCGCGCGAAAACAUAUCAUGGAAUAUGAUAUUAAGUUUUCGAGUGUCUGAGCUCCAGAUGCUUCUUGGUUUCGCUGGUAGAAAUAAGUCUGGCAGAAAGAACGAGUUGCAAGCACGUGCAUUGGAAUUAUUGCGCUUAAGAGCACACCCAGCCAUCCGGCUCAAAAUACGUGAAUUAUACAAAACAAUACAGGCAGAUCAAAUGGCAACACAUCAAAUGUAUGGGCAAACUGGUAGUACUACUGAGCCACAAAUUGAUCAAAACAUGCAUAAUAGAAACUAUUAUUCAACAAGGCAAGCGAUUAGUCAACAACAACAGCAACAAGCAUCAGUUUCUGCUGGGAAGGAAUUGACUCCAGCGCAUCAAGCAUCUUUACCUCAGGCACCUAAGACUAAUCCAGUAUAUCAGUCGGCUGGUUAUACUAGUGUAGCACCGCAGCGUACUACAAAUACAGCAUAUAAUCCGUAUCAGCCAUCCGUAUAUCCAACCAAAGUUCUACCAAGUCCAUUACAAAUACAACCUACAAGUCAAUAUCCAGUUCAUCCAGAUGUUAGGCUGAAGAAACUUCCGUUUUUCGAUUUAUUAGGUGAAUUAUUGAAGCCUUCUAGUUUAAUGCCACAGGGAUCGAUGAGACUGCAAGAAAACACAUUUUUGUUUCAUUUGACACCGCAACAAGCGACAGAUGUUGCCAGCUCUCGUGACUGUCGAGCUGGUAGUAAAAUGGAUUACGUUGUACAGAUACAAAUGCGAUUCUGUUUACAAGAAACGUCAUGUGAGCAAGAAGAUUAUUUUCCUCCAAAUAUUGGAGUAAAAGUUAAUGGGAAAAUAUGUCCUUUACCGAAUCCUAUACCUACCAAUAAACCAAGUGUAGAACCGAAGAGACCACCACGGCCUAUCAAUAUUAGUCCGUUAGUAAAAUUGUCACCUACUGUGGGAAACGAAAUUCGUGUUACCUGGUCGGCUGAUUAUGGUAGACGAUAUGCAAUCGCAGUAUACCUCGUCAGAAAGCUGUCUAGCGCUGAAUUACUUAGUAGAUUAAAAAAUAGAGGUGUGAGGCAUUCCGAUUACACUAGAGGAUUAAUUAAGGAGAAAUUAAACGAAGAUGCAGAUAGUGAAAUAGCUACUACGUCCCUGAGGGUAUCGUUAGCUUGUCCUCUAGGAAAGAUGAGGAUGUGUACUCCGUGUCGCGCAUCGACGUGUUCUCAUUUGCAAUGUUUUGACGCAUCUUUGUUCCUUCAAAUGAAUGAGCGAAAACCUACCUGGAAUUGUCCAGUUUGUGACAAGGCAGCGCUUUAUGAUAAUCUCGUCAUUGAUGGUUACUUUCAAGAAGUUCUUAAUUCAAAUAAGCUAUUGCCAGAAGUGAAUGAGAUUCAGUUAUUACAAGACGGUUCCUGGGAAAAUUUAGUGUUAAAAAAAGAAAAAGAUAAGGAUAAAGAUAAGGAAAAAAGCGAAACAAAACCGACUGAAUCACGGGAAAAUAAAAUUGAUGUGGAUACUGUAGAUUUAGACGAAAGCAACCCUCCGGCACCAAAGGAGAAGAAACGUGCUGUCGUUAUCGAUUUGAUAUCGGAUAGUGACGAUGACGACGAAGAUAAUACACCGACCCAAAGUACAAAGAAAUCAGCUAGUGGCAUUUCAUCGCCAAAGAAAUCACAGACCAGUUCCAUUAGUAGUACAAGCGAAUCACCGGAAUUGAUGAUAAUCGAUUUAGAAUAAAGGAUUCUUUGAUAUUAAACAUAAUCCUGAAUUUUUAUAAAAAUAAUCACUUUCUUUGCGAUGAAUUCUCGAUGAUCUUUUUUCCCUUGUCCACAAACUUAGAAAGUUUUGUAUUUUACAAUCUUAAUUUUGUAGUUUAAUUGCUUUCGAGGCAAUUUAAAAUAAAGACUUAUUGUAAUUUUAAUAACACUGCAUUCCCAUAUACAAUUCAUAUAUUUGGUUUAAUCUCGCUUGACAAGCAUUAUAGUGCCAAAGUCAAGUUUGAGACUGCGAUAACAGUAAUUUAAUAGAAUUUUUAUUUAAAUUGAUUAUGUAAUACGAUCGCUGUGUGUGGUGUAUGAUCAUGUAAAUGUAAAUAAAGUUACCUGCAUUUUUUGUAACAUAAAUUUAUUAAUUUGGAUAAAAGAGUUUAUGUAUGGAAACUGAUAAAUUCGUAUUUUACUUAUUUUUGUUACAUUUAUUAUGUAAUUUCAGUGCAUGAUGUAUUUUUAAUAAUAGUUAAAAUAACUUGAUCUCAUAUUGCAGUUGAAUUAUGGCAUCGAAACAAAAAAUAAGAAUUCUUGUAGUAUAUGUUAAAAUAAAUUUUUUAUGUACAUUA